Pipra filicauda (Wire-tailed manakin) is the source of this 1295-nucleotide messenger RNA. RefSeq names its product sosondowah ankyrin repeat domain family member D (gene SOWAHD). Gene Ontology annotation, molecular function: protein binding. Lineage: Eukaryota; Metazoa; Chordata; Aves; Passeriformes; Pipridae. The coding region runs from base 165 to 1169 and encodes 334 amino acids. The record is from RefSeq and is a predicted model, not a curated record. The transcript has a single exon.
UGCACCGCCCGGCAGUGCCGGGAUCUGCCGCCAUGCCCUCCCGCCACGCAGAAUCGGUUCCUCCUCCGCCUAAUGCUGGGGAGGAAGCGUGGGGUGAGAGCUGGGGAGCGUGAGCUGUGCCCUGCUGGGGAUCAGGCUGCUGGCCAGCCCGGGGAGGCACCGCCAUGGCCCGGCAGGAGCAGAGCUUGGCAGAGCAGAAGGUAGCUGGCACCGGCCAGAAGUUCUCCUUCCUGGAAGCUGCCCAGCCCCAAGCAGGGAGCCGAGCCCGCAGCUCCCAGCUCCGGUCAGCCACCCUGGGGAGCAGGGACAGUUUCUAUACGCUGCAGAAGAUGGACACCAACAAAAGCGUCAGCUGGGGCAGGCACAGCCUGGGGAGCUGGGGUAGGACUGCAGGCAGGUUCUCCAUCGGCCAUGGCAGUACCCGGAGGAAGGAGCUGAAAGAAAUCCUCCUACAGACCAACAGCCCUGGCAGCACCUUGCGGUUUGCCACCACUCAGAAGACAUCCAACAGCAGCAAUCUCCUUGCAGGGCCACACCAAGAGCAGAAGUCCGAGCAGAGUCCUGACCUGCUGCCCCUUGUCCUUGAUCCCCUGGAGCACGCGUGGCUGCUGACGGUGGCUGAGGGCGAUGCCGAAAGCAUCAUCAAGCUGCUGGACUUGGAUCCCAGCCUGCUGACCAGGAGAGACUUUGUGACGGGCUUCACCGCUCUCCACUGGCUUGCAAAGCAUGGCCACCAUGAGAGCCUCAUCCAGGUCAUCUCCCAUGCCCAGAAGAAAGGCUAUCCCGUCAACGUGAACAUUCCCACAGCCAGCGGCGGGCUCACCCCCUUGCACCUGGCUGCCUUGCAGGGACACGAGGUGCUCAUCAAAGUGCUGGUGGGAGCUUACGGGGCAGACACCAGCUGCAGGGACCACAAUGGGCGCAAGGCUUGGCAGUACCUGAGGGCAGACACCUCCAGGGACCUGAAGGAGCUGGCGGGGGCCUUGGAGGAGGACUUGGUCCAGCUGCGCUCUCACAACACCAACAACAACUGUAAGUCAUCUAAAGAGGCCAGGGCAGGGCAGGACUCUGUGGACUCUGGGGCCGAGGGGAAAGCCCAGCAACCCUGGAGCCUGUCGGCUCUCCGAGGCAUUGUUAGACAGGCAUUUGCUUUCUUCCAAGAGCACUGAAGAUCCUCUGUCCCCAUUCACCUGUAAAUCCAUGCUGGAUAGCAGCCAGAAGAGCCUGAAGAGAGCUGGGAACUUGGGUGCUUGAAACCCUGGCCAAGUGACGAUUAAACCACGGCACCUCAGCCA